This is a messenger RNA of Suillus subaureus, 870 nucleotides long. RefSeq lists its product as uncharacterized. The transcript has 6 exons. Bases 1 to 870 code for a protein of 289 amino acids. NCBI's taxonomy places the organism in Eukaryota, Fungi, Basidiomycota, Agaricomycetes, Boletales, Suillaceae. The record is from RefSeq and is a predicted model, not a curated record.
AUGUCCGAACAGCACACUCAUAUUCCAAUCGUAUGCUUACGCUCGGCACUGAAGCAGUCGUCCCAGCCGAACUCACCCUGUUUGCUUCCAUCACCCUCCACGCCGUCGUCGCCACUAUUGACCCCCCUUCCUUCUUCGUUCCUCACCCCUCCAACAUCGACAUCGCGACUGCCACCCCUCUUGUCCUCUUCAACAUCGCUCUCGCGGUCCCCGUCAGUAAACAUGCAGCAUAACACGGCUCAAUCUGUUGCCGGACAAGGUUACACGCCAAAAGUGUCGUUCGACACAUUCGAAAAUCCCGCUGCUUCCAUGUUCUCAUUUACACUGCACGUGCAAUCAGAUGGAUACGCUAGAAACAGAGCGACCAGGGUAUUUCUUUGUGCGUCGAGUCCAGAUGAAAGCGGACCUUGGUGCAAGACUGGGGAUGAGUUGAUCGUCUUCAGAGGUGUCGAUCCAGAAGAUUUGGAGAAGGAUCAUGAAGUCAUUCAGGAGAAAUGUAUCGAGUACGAUCCAGAGCGGAAGCUCUCCAUCAUCGUCGAGCUUAUUGCUGGCAAAGUCACUACAACGCUCGAGCGGUUAAUUGCUUUGUACCGCCCAGACUCAAUCGUAGUGGGCACUAGAGGCCAGCGCGGCAUGAUGCAAGCCUGGGGUGCGGCGUUCGGCGCGCCAGGUGUGGGCAGUGUGUCCAAGUAUUGCCUCUCCAAUUCCCCCGUACCCAUCAUCGUCGUUCGUCCGGAGAGAAAGGUCAGGAAAGUACUUGCUAAGAGACGAGCCGAUCCAAAGAGAGGCACCCAUUUUGACGAGCUUACGAGGGCGAAGACACAGAAUAUACAGAGUAUUCCUAUGUCUCCCUCUGACACCCGAGCGUGA